Gavia stellata (red-throated loon) is the source of this 1014-nucleotide messenger RNA. RefSeq names its product neuronal differentiation 6 (gene NEUROD6). Bases 1 to 1014 code for a protein of 337 amino acids. The transcript has a single exon. Gene Ontology annotation, molecular function: protein dimerization activity. NCBI's taxonomy places the organism in Eukaryota, Metazoa, Chordata, Aves, Gaviiformes, Gaviidae. The record is from RefSeq and is a predicted model, not a curated record. Gene Ontology annotation, biological process: nervous system development; regulation of DNA-templated transcription.
AUGUUAACACUACCGUUUGAUGAGUCUGUUGUAAUGCCAGAAUCCCAGAUGUGCAGAAAGUUUUCCAGAGAAAGUGAUGACCAAAAGCAAAUGAAGAACCCAGAAAGCUUUUCGAAGCAGAUCGUGCUCCGAGGAAAGAAUAUUAAGAGAUCUCCUGGAGAAGACACAGAAAAAGAGGAGGAGGAGGAAGAGAGAGAAGAGGAGGAUGAGAAUGGCUUGCCUAGGCGAAGGGGCCUUCGGAAAAAAAAGACGAGCAAGAUAAGGAUGGAAAGGAUCAAAUUCAGGCGACAAGAAGCCAACGCUAGAGAGAGGAACCGGAUGCACGGCCUUAACGACGCCCUGGACAAUUUAAGGAAAGUGGUCCCUUGUUAUUCUAAAACACAAAAACUGUCCAAAAUAGAAACUUUAAGACUAGCCAAGAACUACAUUUGGGCUCUUUCUGAAAUCCUGCGAAUUGGCAAGAGACCCGACCUGCUCACCUUCGUCCAAAACUUGUGCAAGGGUCUGUCCCAGCCAACUACAAACUUGGUGGCGGGAUGCCUGCAGCUGAAUGCCAGAAGUUUCCUGAUGGGCCAGGCGGGCGAGGGCGCCCAUCACACCCGCUCGCCCUACUCCACCUUCUACCCCCCCUACCACAGCCCCGAGCUCGGCACCCCCCCGGGGCACGGGACUCUCGACAACUCCAAGUCCAUGAAACCCUACAAUUACUGCAGCGCUUACGAGUCCUUCUAUGAAAGCACUUCCCCCGAGUGCGCCAGCCCACAGUUUGAAGGUCCCUUAAGUCCUCCCCCAAUUAACUAUAAUGGGAUAUUUUCCCUGAAGCAAGAAGAAAGCUUGGACUAUGGCAAAAAUUACAAUUACGGCAUGCAUUACUGUGCAGUGCCACCCAGGGGUCCCCUUGGGCAGAGCUCUAUGUUCAGGUUGCCUACAGAGAGCCACUUCCCUUACGACUUACAUCUGCGCAGCCAGUCUCUCACCAUGCAAGAUGAAUUAAAUGCAGUUUUUCAUAAUUAA